AUGGCCGAAUGUGGAGUCCAAUGGAAAUUUAUUCCACCCAGAGCCCCACAUUUCGGAGGAAUUUGGGAAGCGGCUGUGAAAUCAACAAAACAUCAUAUAAAAAGGGUUAUUGGCUUAUCGACGUUAACGUUUGAAGAAAUGUCAACAUUACUUGCACAAAUUGAGGCAUGUCUUAACUCAAGACCAUUGACUCAAAUUUCCCAAGACCCGAAUGAUUAUGAAGCUUUAACUCCGGCAUAUUUUUUAGUUGGAUCGUCUUUGUUAUUCCCGAGGGAAACAGAAACACUUCAAGAUAAUCCAACGCGACGCUAUAAGCGAAUCCAGGUGAUGAGACAACACUUUUGGAGAAGAUGGUCCAAGGAGUAUCUGUCUCAACUCAAUAAUCAACAGAAAUGGUAUAAAUGUGACAAACAAUUAAAGAUAGGAAUGUAG
This is a messenger RNA of Aphis gossypii (cotton aphid), 432 nucleotides long. RefSeq lists its product as uncharacterized. NCBI's taxonomy places the organism in Eukaryota, Metazoa, Arthropoda, Insecta, Hemiptera, Aphididae. Gene Ontology annotation, molecular function: nucleic acid binding. The record is from RefSeq and is a predicted model, not a curated record. Bases 1 to 432 code for a protein of 143 amino acids. The transcript has a single exon.